Molecule: messenger RNA, 510 nt
Organism: Lodderomyces elongisporus
Lineage: Eukaryota; Fungi; Ascomycota; Pichiomycetes; Serinales; Debaryomycetaceae
Exons: 1
Coding region: 1-510 (169 amino acids)
Source: RefSeq, a predicted model, not a curated record
AUGAAUGGUGACAAUAUUACGGGAAACGAGCCAUGGAACGAAUUGUCAUCGCCAGAGUCGGAAUUCAAUCUAAUCGAUUCAGGAGCUCGAAACUCACGCAGUCGCACACAAUCUACUAAUCCAUUUCGCUUAGAUGAACUAGAAAAUGAGAACACUCCAGCAUUGGAGAAAGGUACAGCGAUAGUCGAAGAACUGGAUUCUCAUAGGUGUAUCAUAAGGGCAUUGCUGUUUGUGGGGUACGCAGUCACAACAAUACUUUUCUACAUAAUUAUAUACCUCCAUUAUUUUGCAGUUCGAUUCAGUUAUGACGAAGAAACAGCAAUGAGUAUGCUUGACGGAGUGUUUAGAGCACAGGAAAGAUCAAUCGACAAUUAUCACAAGAGAUUAAAGCGUGCAGAGGAAGCCACAGCCGCAACCGCAGCCGCAGCCACCACUGCUGAAACGUCAACUGUUUCUGGAUUUACAGGGGAAACUCUUGACCAUGGUGGCGACCCUCCACAUUAUCGUUGA